Sinocyclocheilus rhinocerous is the source of this 609-nucleotide messenger RNA. RefSeq names its product cytosolic sulfotransferase 3-like. The record is from RefSeq and is a predicted model, not a curated record. Bases 1 to 609 code for a protein of 202 amino acids. The transcript is spliced from 5 exons. Gene Ontology annotation, molecular function: sulfotransferase activity. NCBI's taxonomy places the organism in Eukaryota, Metazoa, Chordata, Actinopteri, Cypriniformes, Cyprinidae.
AUGGCGUUCAGAAUUUCCUCAGCUCCUGAAGUAUUCCACAGAGCCAUGGAACACAUAAAUGAAGGCAUCAAGGGUGUGCGUGUUUAUGUGGAUGAUAUUAUUGUGUAUGUAGCACGGAAUGCAAAAGACAAUGCAGUUUCCUAUUUUCAUUUUGAUCGAAUGAACAUGGGAGAACCUGAACCAGGAGACUGGAACACCUACUUACAGACAUUUAUGGAAGGAAAGAAAGUAUUUGGUCCUUGGUAUGACCAUGUCAGUGGAUGGUGGGAGAAAGAACAGACAUAUUCUAACCUAAUAUACAUGUUCUAUGAGAAUUUGGUUGAAGACACUGGACGUGAGGUGGAACGUUUGUGUUCCUUCUUGGGUUUGUCCAUUUCAGCUGAACAGAGGGAGAAAAUAACAAAAGGGGUUCAGUUUGAUGCCAUGAAACAGAACAAGAUGACCAACUAUUCCACAGUCCCAGUCAUGGAUUUCAAGAUCUCACCCUUCAUGCGGAAAGGUAAAGUUGGAGACUGGAAAAAUAAUUUCACUGUGGCACAAAAUGAACAGUUUGAUGAGGUCUACAAAGAGAAAAUGAAGAACACCGUCAAGUUCCGCACUGAGAUUUAA